Oncorhynchus keta (chum salmon) is the source of this 1569-nucleotide messenger RNA. RefSeq names its product myelin basic protein a (gene mbpa). The coding region runs from base 135 to 446 and encodes 103 amino acids. Lineage: Eukaryota; Metazoa; Chordata; Actinopteri; Salmoniformes; Salmonidae. Gene Ontology annotation, molecular function: structural constituent of myelin sheath. The transcript is spliced from 5 exons. The record is from RefSeq and is a predicted model, not a curated record.
AAGACUGCCCAUUCAACGUCAGACAGAUAGAAAAGUAUCCAAGGAGCAACAGCAGAGUGUUUACAGAGUUGGUUUGAAAGGUCUUAAUCCAAGAUACAGAGCGGUCGUCCAACUCUACCUAACCACUAUCCAGCAUGGCCACAGCGAGUACCUCAGGGCAAAGCUCAUUUGGACUGAGCAGGAGAAAGAAGGCCCCUGGCCUGAUGGAUCAGAUUAGCACGUUCUUUGGAGGUGACAAACAUAAAAGGGGCAAGGGGUCCUUCCGGGGUCACGCCACCUCCCCAAAGGCAGCCCCUCGACGUCGGGCUAAUGAGAAUGCAGUAAUGCAUUUCUUCAGGAGCUUGAGCGUGACAGCCUCUCCCCGUCCCAAGUCCAGGUGGAGGGAGGUCUUGGGCUUGGAGACCAAGUCCCGCCUUCCCCCCAAACGCUGGAGCACCAUCUUCUGAGCUCUCCUUAGAUGAGAAAACCAUGGAAAAGGAUGAAGAGGAGAAAGUUCUCCGUUUGACAGACUCACAACAACCCUUGACAACGUUAACACACUAACACCAGCAUGUCUCCUAUGUUUGCAGAUAGUGACACAAUCUUGGCACCUAAUAUUUAGCAUGCUGGGAUGAAAGUGUGCAGUCAUUGAGGGGGUGGGAGCUGUUGAGUUUGUCAAUAGCCUUAUAAUCUGAGUUUUAAGGGAAAGUUCUCCUUUAGAGUUUUGGAAAUGCAACAAAAUGAUUCUACUCUAACAUCUGGCUCAAUGGGCUAUUCGCCUCAUCUAGCAACCUGUUCUGAUGACGCUAGAGUCUACUAUUAAUGGGUUGUUGUGCUUUUCUAUUUGUCUGGAUUUUGUACGUGGAUGAUCUAUUCUAUAGAAAUAGAAUAGCAAUAGGCUUUAUAUUCCCCCUUGUUUCUUUUAGGAGCUCAAACACACACAACCGUGUUUCGUUUUGUAUGUCGCCAGUUAUGUGAAAUCUAGUCUAAGAAAGUGUUUGUGGGUCUUGUUAUGCAUGCAAUUGUCAAAAUUGUCUUGUGAAAGUAUGUUAUGAAUGCAGUACUUGCGUAUUUGAAAAUGUAAUGGGAAAACCUGCAAAAGUUAUAAACUAACAUUAUGUAGUAUAAAAAUUGCAUUUGAUUCGUUUAGCCAUAUUACAAAAGUCGUGUUUUAUUUAGGCACUUAAAUCAUCAAUGUUGUAUAGUGUUAUGGUGUCCGAGCCUAUUAAAACAACUAAUUAAAACAAACGCCCUUCCAAACUGCACCGUUAAACUUUGCAAAUAUAUAUUUCAAAACUGAUUAAGAGCAUUUAACAUAUUUUCUGACUAAUCUUUAAAUUUGUAGUUUCAAUGCUUUGGUUAAUUUGGAGUUAGCUUUUUGAGUAAAAGAGAUGGUGAAAUGGAAAGUUGUUUAUGAGGUCUAAUAAAUCUCCAAAGUAAAAACGCGGGUGAGAGCAUGUAGUUUUGCAAAUUCUCUCUCAAACAAUUGUAUUAUGUGUUUGAUUAAUUUGUCACCUCCCUUGUGUGCACAUAUCUGUCUGUUCACUGUGAGUGUUGAAUAAAAAAUACGAUUAAAACUUUAUAAAAUCA